Messenger RNA from Tricharina praecox, 1326 nucleotides. Its product is annotated as SprT-like family-domain-containing protein. Bases 49 to 1029 code for a protein of 326 amino acids. Gene Ontology annotation, cellular component: nucleus. Gene Ontology annotation, biological process: DNA repair. Gene Ontology annotation, molecular function: single-stranded DNA binding; metalloendopeptidase activity; polyubiquitin modification-dependent protein binding. NCBI's taxonomy places the organism in Eukaryota, Fungi, Ascomycota, Pezizomycetes, Pezizales, Pyronemataceae. The transcript has a single exon. The record is from RefSeq and is a predicted model, not a curated record.
AGCAGCCCAAAUGGAACCUGUCGAUCAUCUCCACUCGUCACCACAAAAAUGCCACGAACAUUCUCAGACGACGAAGCCGCAACCAUCGCCAUCGCCACAUUCUCGCACACUAGCCUACCCCCCGCCCAGCUCGAAGCAAUAGCCACAAUCGCAACCCAGCUCGAUUCCGAAGUCCCCUUCGUCGAGGACCUAACCACCCUCUUCACCGCCUAUUCCACCCUCUACUUCCGCUCGCUCCUGCAAGCAACCACCACCUUCGCCUGGUCCACCCGCAUGACCUCCUGCGCAGGCACGUGUUCCCUCCUCAUCGACAAGAGCACCAAGCUUCCGCACGACCCGCGGCAAUGCGCCGUGCGCCUCUCCGAGCCACUCCUCAAAUUCCGCCCGCGCAGCGACACGCUGAACACACUGCUGCACGAGAUGAUCCACGCAUACCUGUUCAUCGCGGGCGGACGUCACGUGCGCGGCGACGAUCCGACGGGUCACGGAGCGGGCUUCCAGCGUAUGGCGUUUGCGAUCAACGAACAUGGCGGGUAUGACAUCUCGUCUACGCACACUUUCCAUGACGAGGUCGAGAGCUAUCAGACACAUGUGUGGCAGUGCACUGGGAGUUGUAGGGAGCUGCCGCCGUUUUGGGGCGUCGUUAGGAGAGCGAUGAAUAGACCGCCUGGACCGAGUGAUACUUGGUUUGAGGAGCAUAGGAACAGGUGUACUGGCGGGAUGUGGGUCAAGAUCUCGGAGCCGCCGCCGAAGGUCAAGCCCGCGAAGGCAGGGCCAGUCCAGAAGAAUAAGAUCGAUCAGUGGGUCAGGAAAGAGGGGUCGGCGAAGAGUGGCAGUGGGCAUAGCGGCAAGAGGGCACUACCGGCGGACAGCGAGAGCGAAAGUAAAAAAUCGAAUCAUAAGCGGCCAAAGGCAAAGGCAAAGGACCCGUCGCCUCCGCCGGAGGUUUUGGUGGAAUGUCCAGUGUGUCCUGCGCGCAUAGCCGAGAAGGAUAUCAAUAUCCAUCUCGACAAAGUCCACGGCUUUUGACCGAAGAUGCGAUUUGAGAUAGCAGUUCCGAACCCACGACAAAGUACUAGUAAAGUCGGGUGGUCACUGUCCCCACAACACUGUGAAAGCGGCGAAGCGCAAGAGAUCAAUGACUGAGGCGAAGCUCAUAGGUUGGGUCCUGGGGGACAGUCUCAAUACAAAAGCCCGGCACAGGUGCAUUUGGGCGAGUUGGUUGGCAUUUUCAAUGUACAAACACAAAAUACCAAGGAAGAAGUUUCUGCGGAAUCGACGAACGAAUGAGAUUUCAUGAAGCCUCAUUUAUAUACUCUGCGGGUU